This is a messenger RNA of Musa acuminata AAA Group (dessert banana), 2006 nucleotides long. RefSeq names its product cycloartenol-C-24-methyltransferase 1-like. Gene Ontology annotation, molecular function: sterol 24-C-methyltransferase activity. The transcript has 12 exons. Bases 794 to 1831 code for a protein of 345 amino acids. Gene Ontology annotation, biological process: sterol biosynthetic process. Gene Ontology annotation, cellular component: endoplasmic reticulum. The record is from RefSeq and is a predicted model, not a curated record. Lineage: Eukaryota; Viridiplantae; Streptophyta; Magnoliopsida; Zingiberales; Musaceae.
CUGUUGACUCCGCGAAGAGGAGGGCCGAACGAGAGAGCAGCCAUGGGAGGAUGGCUUUGCCGUAUGGGGAUGUUCCUCUCCCGGCGGUCGACCGAUGAGAUAUGGGCUGUGGGCCAUCAUGUGUGACUGCCAUGAAGGAGAGGAUAAGUAUCAAUAAUACCACACAUAAAUCCAACAGCCGGGUAGAAAAUAUCUGUCGGCUCAGCCAAUUAAAGAACAGCAAGCUCGAUCUGAACUCGAAUCUAUCCUUAAAUGGACUUGGCUCAGCUGCACCCUUGGAUCGAUCCGAUCACCACGGACGCAGCGGAUCUCGGUUGAGCUCGGUCGGAUUCCCGCCUCGUUCGCGCGCCACAAUGUCAAUAUUCUCACGUAGAGGCAAAAGUACGUAUCAGCAAUGCUAAUGCGUCGAUCAGCCAUUGCCUUUCAUAUAUGUUCCUCCCUCCAAUUUCAUUAUGGUUUAUAUUUUUGCCAAUGUUAAUUCUCCUUUUUGAAUCCAUGAGAUAUUAUUUCUAAUGUUACCGCAAGUAAAACUAAUAGCGGGAACUGUAAACAUAACUAAUCUUCGAACUGUCCAAAUCCAUCGCAUGGUUUCUUGAUGUGUGUCUUUCUGUACAAUUUUAAGUGGGUCUUGUUUUAAAGAACUCUGUGGCCUUUAUUUUCAGAACCCAACUGCUUCUUUCGCUGCAUUAUUCAUCUAACUGAAUGCUAUAUCUUUAACUCUAUCUAGUCGUCUUUGAUUCUUCCCAUAGUUUGUAUCAACAGACUCGGUGGACAAUAGAGUGGUGAUCGCGAGAUGUCGAAAUCCGGUGCUAUGGAUCUCGCUACGAGACUGGGAGGGUCGAUCAAGAAGGAAGACGUGCAGUCCGCUGUGGAUCGGUACGAAAAAUAUCAUGUCUGCUUUGGUGGUGAAGAGGAAACAAGAAAAGCAAACUACAGCGAUAUGGUAAAUAAGUACUAUGAUCUUGCCACAAGCUUCUAUGAAUUUGGUUGGGGACAGUCAUUCCAUUUUGCUCCCAGAUGGAAAGGGGAGUCUCUUGGCGAAAGCAUUAAGCGCCAUGAGCACUUCAUUGCCUUACAACUAGGACUGAAACCUGGGAUGAAGGUUCUGGAUGUGGGUUCCGGAAUCGGUGGACCUCUAAGAGAGAUUGCUAGGUUUAGCUUAACUUCCGUUACAGGGAUCAACAACAAUGAAUAUCAGAUUUCCAGAGGAGAAGAGCUCAACCGAUUAGCGGGAUUAAGUCAUUCGUGCAACUUUGUUAAGGCUGACUUCCUGAAAAUGCCAUUUUCGGAUAACGAGUUCGACGGCAUCUACGCGUUCGAUGCACUUUGCCAUGCACCAGAUCCAGUAGCCUGCUACAGAGAGAUCUGUAGGGUGCUGAAGCCCGGCCAGUGCUUUGCCGCAUCUGAAUGGUUCAUGACCGAUCACUUCGAUCCAAACAACCAAAGUCACCAGAAAAUAAAGGCCGAAAUCGAGCUUGGCAAUGGACUCCCAGAUAUAAAGACCACAAGAGAAUGUGUUGAUGCACUGAAACUUGCAGGAUUCGAGGUCGUAUGGGCGAGGGAUCUUGCGGUGGGUUCUCCUAUACCUUGGUACUCGCCAUUGGACGUAAACCGGUUCUCCCUCAGUGGCUUCCGCUUGACGGCUUUUGGGAGAGGGAUUACUAGAGCCAUGGUCAAGGCUCUGGAAUUUGUUCGCAUUGCGCCGGCAGGAAGCGCGAGAGUCUCAUCAUUCCUGGAGACGGCCGCCGAGGGGCUUGUGGAAGGUGGAAGGAAGGAGAUCUUCACACCAAUACACUUCUUUUUGGCCAGAAAGCCUCUCUCACGUUCUUGAGAAAGUUCAAGGCUCUGAAUUUGCUAGUUGCACAAGUGCCGUGCGAUCUCGCAAAGUCUAAAACUACAACACUGGUCAUUAACUAUUUUCGUUUUCCAACUUUGGAUGUUGUUGUUGGAAACUUUGGUUUGCAUCCUCGAGGAUCAAUAAUUACUUGGUGUUCAGUUUUCAUCUC